AUGUCCCGCCGAUCAGACGAAAAUCUGCGUGUGUCUUCCACCACAGCACAUCUCAGUCGUUUUCUCCAGGAUACACGUCUCUCCGACGAGCCCAUGGCAUUCCACUCGGCGCCGAAAAAAGAGAGCCUACGUUAUACGCAUUCGCCCGAUUCGAGCGGUGGAGACUCCAUACCUGCGAAAGAUCCCAUUGGCAACGCUAUUGGAGAUCCGAUUGCUGCCGCUGUUGAAGAUCCUGGCGCUUCUAAGCCCGCUGUUUCUGACCUUUCCAGUUUUAGCCGUCCCAGUCCCAUCUUGAACCGGCCCGCUACUGAAGAAUCGCCUGUUCUGUAUCUGAUGGCGUCCACGCCUCAACUUGAUCUCGACGUGGCCGAGGAAACCCAUGACAACAAGUACCACAAAUUGCUCCGAUAUAUGCCCAACGCUGAUUUCCACGCCGACGCCAGCAGCAUUGCGGGACCUUCAGUACCAAACACAUUCAAACACAAGUCUCACCCGAACGCGCAGACCAAGGACCGCAUAGGCUUGGCCAGAACGAUAGAAAUGUCGCCAGACAGGGCUUCUGUUGCGAAAGACGUUUCGCAAACCUCUAAGGAGUCGGCCCUGCCGUUAUCCUCUUUAGAAAGAGAAUCAGCACACAACCUGACCUUUUCGCCUCGGAGUCUGCCUGGAACUGUGUCUAAGGCUUCGGAGCCUCCAAUGGGGAACCGGGGUAGAAAUGGAGAUCCUCGCCUGCAAAACUCGUUGCGCCGAGAGACCUCGCCAAUUAAGACAUCCACCGUAAAAGGACUCAAUAUCUCGCAGGAUGAUGCUACUCCAAGCUGGAUGCCACCCGCGUUGAACGAAAAGUGGGAAGGCAACUUCUCGCGCCAAAAUUUAAGCCCACGUCCUGACCUGGCUGCUCUUGACUUUCUUGACGGAGAAAGUAAUACCUUCGUCCACAAUCCGCCCACUUCAACCAACCACAAGGUGACAACCCCAGACUGGAAACGUGUUUCAGAGGAGUACAAAUCCAAACUAGUCUAUGACGGCUCUCCCCUACAAGACAUUUUCCAAGCUCUGGAUGAUUCCAAACAUACUACUGCUGCGUCAAGGCAAAACUCUAAAACGGGCAAUUCGCUUGUCACUCUGGCCUCAAAUAUCUCUACUCCUGUCGCAUCAAAAGACACAGAUGUUCAUUUGACCCAGCAGCAAAUUAAUCAAUUGGAGGAUAUGCUCGAAAAGGCAAAAGACGAGCCUGACGAUUAUCAGAUUAAAGGUUCGCCACUCAAGCUUUUUGGUAGCGAUUAUGAUACGUUUACCAAGGCUAUUCUCACAAAGUUUGUGGAGAAGGUACGUUCUAAUGCAACCAGUGCAAGACGGGAACCUUUGCCUGUCCCUAGCCAACUUGAUCCCCCAAAGUUAAAGAUAAAAAACUUUACCCAAUCAAGCGACUACACAAAUAAAGACUUUCUCAAAAAUGCCAAUAGCUUGUUCGCUCAAAUCCAGCGGAACGCCUACAAGUCUGGAAACCUAAUAUCUAAACAAUCUGAAGGUUCGCUUAAUUUUCAUUCGCCGUUAUCUAAUGGUCAUUCUAAUGCAACAUCGACGCCAAAAGCUACGGGGGAACAGCGUCGUGCUUCUUUCGACGAUUAUUCGUCCUUUCUGACUGAUUUUGGCCAGGAAAGCAUCUCCUCAGAUCACAUCGAAAACCAGAAUGACAGAGCAAAUGCAGAGUUUGGCAAUGAGUACACUCCAGAUGAAAAAUCUUAUCUUUCAGAGUCUAUGGAUCAAACCACAGAGUAUCAUGGCAAACAUAGGAGUAAGGAGAGCUCCUACACUUUUGAUGAGUUUUCUGACCUUGAUGAUCUGGAGCAAUAUCGUGGAGCACAAGGAGUCAACCUGAUCCAAUCACCAAAAGUGAGGAAUCGAAAUCCGCUAAUUGAUGAGCAACCGUUCUCCAAAAUAUCUCCAUUUAAUGAUAAAUCUGCUGCUACAGUUCAAUUUCUUUCCAGUAGUCAAGAAAAAAAGGAUAAUACGAUAGAAGAUAUGACUAUGGAUUAUGACAGAACAUUUGACUCUAUUAAACCUCCUAACAUCAAAUGGAAAACAGCAUCACAAUUGAAACUUGUGAACAGAGAUAUAAAUAAGGGAGGUCUGCAGAGGAAAAAUUCAAGUAUGGGAAAGGGUGAAUAUUUGGUUGGAGGCAUUGUGAAGCCAGGCAGCUUUCCUAAGCAGUACGGAAACAUGAUAUUCGAUUCCGAGCAAAAUAAGUGGGUUUCAAAUGAUAAAGAAAACGAUUACCCAGGCUCAUUAGAUUCCAUUGAGGACCUUGAUACAGCUUCAAAUGAGAAUGAACUAUCAGAUGCCAAGAAAUCUCACGAUCUCAGUAUAUUGAAACUGAAUAAUCGUCAAAGCAAAAAAGCCGAUAGAAACCUAGAAGUCUCGUUUCAAGUGCCUAACGAACUGGGAUAUUCUUUAGAAACAAAGGAUAGCUUCAACGUCACGCACUUAUCUGAAUUGAACGAUAUGACAUUCACUCAAUCAAACAAGAUGCUAGUUUCGUUAAUUACUGGAUCUAUGGAUGAAGGCGAGUGGGAGAAAGUCACGUCAAUUGAUUUGUCAAGUAAAAACCUAGAAAGGGUAGAACGGUUGGAAAGAUAUCUCCCAGCUAUCAGGAAAAUUAAUCUUUCUGAUAAUCAUGUUAAGUUUAUUAGUGGUUUACCGGAAUCUUUGCUUGAAUUGAAUGUGUCUCGCAAUGACAUUCUGAACAUCACAUCGUUUGAGAAAUUUCGCGAUCUUCAGAUCUUAAAUUGUUCCUUCAAUGGGCUCUCCAGUCUUAGGGGACUUUCUCAUAAUAUUCAUUUAACUAAGAUUGAUUUGUCUAGCAAUGAUAUCGAGUCUCUUUCCGGGUUGGAGAAUUUGACCAGUGUAAUUUCUUUGAAUUUGUCGCAGAAUAACGUGUCUGGAACCAUUGACUUCACAAAUUUCAGUUUGUCAAAUCUCCAGGAGUUGAACUUGGCUGAAAACAAGAUCACUUCAUUGACAGGAAUUGAGACUUGCCGUAAUUUACGUGUUCUCAACUUGAAUGAAAAUAAGCUAGAACGAAUUCUGUGUCGCGAGAAGCAUCGUCACAUGAAGAAACUUCUUUUAAAGUUUAACAAAUUGAAAGACUUAGAUUUGGUACCAUUUCCUUCGUUGAGAAUUUUGAGGAUCGAUGGUAAUUAUCUUGAAAGUAUCAACGGCUCCAACAAGCUUGAAUUCUUGCAAGAGUUGUCUAUCAAAUGUCAAGCUAAUUCUUCCAUAACGGAAAGGCUUGUUAUGGAUGCAGAAGACGUAAUUAAUUUGGACUUGUCGGGCAAUUCAAUACCUCCGCUGGUUUGGGAAAAACGACCACAUUCUAAUGCUUUCGCAAAUCUCAAUAUUUUGAAUCUCUCUGCAGUGGGUCUUACAAAUAUUCCACCAUCAUUUGGAGAGACAUUUUCUAAUGUGCGGGAAUUGAAUCUCAAUUUCAAUAAAUUGAGCAAUCUCGAAGGCUUAUCCAAUCUCACGAGACUCAAGCGCUUGAAUGUACUCAGCAACAAUAUUGAUAAAGUUGAAAUGAUUUUACGGAGCUUAUCAGGAAGCAGAGAAACGUUGAAGAUACUUGAUAUGCGCUUGAACCUGUUUAAUUUUGAAUUCUAUCCGUACGUGUUCAACCCACAGGAAUUGGAGUAUGCAUUGCAAUCUGGAAGCGAUGUCUUUACUAGCCCGAUACAACUAGAGGCUCAUGAUGACAUUGAGAAUUUUUCAAUCCACUACGAUGCCAUGAAUAAGAGUCAGAAAGAAUGGGAGGCUCGAGAUGCAGAGUUCUUUCAGAAGUUGCGAGCUGAUGGUAAAUUCAAAUCUUUGAACGAGCGGCUCAACUACGAAACGAUUUUGAUUGGUUUUUUUCCACGCUUACGAAUACUAGAUGGAGGAAGUAUAAACCGUGGAAAACGGGAACAAAUGGAGGAAAGAAUCAAAUCUGUGAAAAAGGCUCACUAA
This is a messenger RNA of Clavispora lusitaniae ATCC 42720, 4002 nucleotides long. RefSeq lists its product as uncharacterized. The record is from RefSeq and is a predicted model, not a curated record. Gene Ontology annotation, molecular function: protein binding. NCBI's taxonomy places the organism in Eukaryota, Fungi, Ascomycota, Pichiomycetes, Serinales, Metschnikowiaceae.